GUAAUUUUGACAUAAAAAAUGUCAACUAAAGAGAAUCUUUUUGAAAUCAUUUCCAUAACGUUUUUGUUACAAAAUCAUGUUAGCAAUAGCUAUCAGUGACUUCAGCACAACCGAAGAAGACAUAGUCUCAUCCUCUCAGGAAGAGUUCCACACUCCCCCAUCGGCCAGAUCUGCGGAGGAAGCACCUGUAUCAUCAUCAACUUUGUCAGAGCUGGAGGAUCAAAAUAGGGUAAUUUCUAGUUUAAGAAAUCAACUACAAAAUCAAAAAGACCAGCUCAUGUAUUAUAUUAACAAGGAGUCAACUAGGAGCAAAAUUGUAGAACUAUCUGAAUCAUGCACGCUCCAGGCAUCUGAGGAAAGCUUACCCGUGAAUCUGGCCCUUUACAGAUUCUGCAAACAGUCGGGAAUGAAAACUAAAUUACAGCUGCUACAUGACCGUAUGAAUCAAUUGGACAGUGACGUGUCGCAUUCUCUUAAAGAUCACGAAUUUGUUCUGAGGAAAAUUAUAAAUAGGCUCUGUGAAUUUGUUCAAGAAAUGUCAAACGGUGACUUCAAAGAUCAGUUCGGACGCUUUAUUAAUGAUCCUCUACACGUUAAUCUUUUCGACAAACUGUUAAGUGCCACCCUGAGCUUGCGAAGUAAAUUGGAAAUGUUUAGAAAUUGUUGCGACAGGAUCCUUAUUAUUGAAGAGAAACGAAAUGCCAUAGUGGACCGAGUCUAUUCGUUGCCAGUAGAAGACCGGGUAAAUUGCAAUUAUCUUGUUGGAAUUCAAAUGGAAAAAGUGCAGCUGGAAAACGAAAUAAGGCGCAUUUCCCGGCACAACGACGCUAAGGCUCCAGACAGACAUCGAAUUAGGGAAUUAAAUGUCAUUGAGAAAAUUUUACAUAAUUUACAGUGGGAGCUGAAUAGCAGUUUUUUAGAAAAUGAAGACUGCGUUGAUAAAAUGUUGAAAAAAAUCAAUUCGGAAGCCAGAGUCUUGCUGGAAAUGACAAAGAAACAGAAGCAGCGAUUUGAAUGCGAAUCGUCCAAAGCCAAGUAUCCGGAACUUAAUCGGGUUUUGCUUUUCAUUAAUCUGGCUUCUAGCGAGGACAAAGAUUUAGAUCGUUACGGCAUCAAAACUUAUGAAGAAAUUCAAUUUUUCCAAAAGAUAAAAAAAGAAAUCGAAACAAUAAAGAAAAUUAUGAAAGAAGAAUCUGAAAGAAACUUUAGAAAGGCAAAAAAAGAAUGCGAAGUCUUAAAUAGUAAAGUAACCGAAGUUCUGUUAGACAAUAGCAGAACUAAAUUGAUUAAUAAAUCGUUGCAAGCCGAAUUAAAUGAGCUCAAAACGGAACAAACAAUCCUGAUAAACAUAUUAACACAAGAAAGGGACGCAUAUAAAACUCAAGUAGAAGAUUUACAUGCUACAAGAGAAGCAUAUGCUCAGCUGGUUGAUAGGCAACCGAAUAUUAUUGAAAUGGAACGAGAGUUUUUCAAGGAAGUUGGUGAUAGAGAUGCUAGAAUUAUGGAAUUAGAAAAAAUCGUUUCAUCUCAGAAAGAAGAAUUAAAUCAAUUGAAAAGUAAAUUAACAGAAGAAAGUGUUCAAAGUAAAUCUAUUGAUUUAUCUCAUCCUCAUACAGCUGAUAGUCCUGAUACAAAAAAAUUAGAAUCAGAAAAACCUGCAAGUAAUUUUCCGAAUAAUAAGGUGACAUCAUUGUCUGAUAAUUGUUGUCCUAAUGAGCCCAAAAAGGAAAAGAAACUUGUGAAAUCCGAACCUUUUUUCCCACACUAUCAAUGUCCGAAGAAAACAUCCUAUAGUGAAUUAGCGAGAAAAUCCACGUCUAGUAAAAAAUCAUUGAGCAAUUCCUUAGAAAUAUCUUCAGAAAAAGAAUUAUGGACCAUUAACAGACAAUCGAGCGAUACUGUUCCGGAAGCAUCUUCAGAAAAUAUCUCUCCAAUGCCAAGUGAAGAGAUAAAAUAUAAAAAUGAGCACACGUUAUACGAAAUGGACGAGUUUGAAAUUUACGAAGAUGCAUCUAUAGAGUGUCUGAUGCUGGAGUAGAGUCGUCAGAGUCUUGUUAUGUAGAAUCAAAUAUCAAAUAAAGUAGGGUUUUUAAUUAUA
Messenger RNA from Ceutorhynchus assimilis (cabbage seed weevil), 2098 nucleotides. Lineage: Eukaryota; Metazoa; Arthropoda; Insecta; Coleoptera; Curculionidae. The record is from the annotation of a GenBank genome assembly.